Molecule: messenger RNA, 159 nt
Organism: Funneliformis caledonium
Lineage: Eukaryota; Fungi; Glomeromycota; Glomeromycetes; Glomerales; Glomeraceae
Source: the annotation of a GenBank genome assembly
AUGUCUGAAGAAUAUUAUCGCAGUUAUACGUCCAUUUCCUCUUACAUAAGAAAUCGUAAUAAGAAUUAUUUAUUUCAUGAGUUCGUAGAUCUUUACCAAGAAAUGAUUAUAGAAUCUCCACCAAAUACUGAUAACUGGAAUAGUUUGGAAACAGCAUGA